Molecule: messenger RNA, 1125 nt
Organism: Plasmodium vinckei vinckei
Lineage: Eukaryota; Apicomplexa; Aconoidasida; Haemosporida; Plasmodiidae
Product: SPRY domain, putative
Exons: 1
Coding region: 1-1125 (374 amino acids)
Cellular component (GO): Set1C/COMPASS complex
Molecular function (GO): protein binding; transcription cis-regulatory region binding
Source: RefSeq, a predicted model, not a curated record
AUGGAACAAUAUAAACAAAAUUCUGUAACAACAAAUAAUAGUACAGAAUACAGUAGCAGUAGCAUAAAAGACAUAGAUGAACAAAAUGAAAUAAAUAAUAUUAAUAGGUCUAAUAAAAAAAGAAAAAUUGAGCCAUUAGAUGAUGGGCAAUCAGAAAUACAAAAAAUACAUCAAAAUGGAGAUAAAAAUGAAUAUAUUGAAAAUAUGGAAAAAGACAAUAAAAAUCAAUGUUUAAAUAAUAGUGAUGAAUCAGGGCAUGAAAAAAAUGCAGAUAACUUAAAUAAAAAUAAUGAUAAAGCUGAUAAGACUGACAAUAGUAAUAAUAAUGAAUAUACGAAAAAAGAUAAUAUUAAUAUGUUAGAAAAAUCGAAAGAAUUAAAAAAGGAUAAUUAUAAAUAUUAUAUUGAUUAUAGAAAAUAUCGAAGCAAAAAUAAUGUAGCAUUUUCAACAAAAUAUAAAGAUAGCUGUAUUAGCCUAAGUAGUGAUAAACUUACAUGUUAUGGAGAUAAAGGAUGGUCUAGUGUUUUUGUUAAUAAUGGUGCGGAUGUAGGGAAAUGGUAUUAUGAAAUAAAGAUUGAAGAGCCUGUAGAAAAAUUUAAUUUCUUGGGGUAUAAAGAUACAAUUUUAAAAGUAAACCCAUAUGUAAGAGUUGGAUUUGCUUGUAGAUAUAUGAGAUAUGAUUAUCCAAUAGGAACUGAUAAAUAUAGCUAUUGUGUUAAUAGUAAAAAUGGGAAAAUAUUUAAUAAUUCAAUAAGUUAUGAUUGUAUGGAGCCUAUUAAAGUUGGUGAUAUAAUUGGAUGUUAUAUUAAUUUAAAAAAUAAAAAUAGCUAUACUUUUGAUCCACGAUCAGAUAAAAAACUCUAUGAAUAUUUACAAAAUGGGAUUUUAUGUGAUCCAAAAAACCCACCUAUAUUAAAGAAAAAUUAUGGCUCUUUUAUAUUUUUUUCCUUAAAUGGUCAAAUAAAAAAAAAUGCAUUUAUUGAUAUUUAUGAAGGAUUUUAUCAUCCGUCGGUUAGCUUAUAUAUGGGAGCUUCUGCUAAAAUUAACUUAGGGCCAAAAUUUACAUAUCGUCAUUUAAAUGAUUAUGUCCCAUGUAUAUAUAUGGACCCCCCAAUUAUUUUGUAA